CCAGGAAGCCUGGCACGACUUGGCCUAUCCCCAAGAAGCGGUACAAGGGUAUCUGUCUAGACACCCACAACCUUACCUUCUCCUCCUCCUCCGAGGACUCCUUAUUCGAAGCACCACCGACGCCAACCUGGAGAAAGCGCAGACAUCACACAAUCGAACUUGGAAGUGAGGAAAGUGAUCAGGACUCGAACACAAAUUCUUUCGCCAGCUAUCGCAAGAUGGGGCCAAUGAAGGAGAACCCUGCCAAGCGCAAGGCGACCGAAGAACCGAGCACACCGUCGGACAGUAAGAGGCUGAAAAGCUCAACUAGCGAUUCUCCCGAACCACCGCCGCAAAAGAGCCAUGUCGUCCAGUUUCCAGAGAAACCAGCUGUGAUCGAAGAACGCACUGGCGAAAUCGAGUUUCGAGUGGUCAACAACGAUAAUAAGCGCGAGAGUCUGAUUAUCCUUACUGGACUCAAGAAUAUCUUUCAAAAACAGCUGCCCAAGAUGCCGAAGGACUACAUAGCUCGAUUGGUGUAUGACCGUACCCAUUUAUCUAUGGCAAUUGUCAAACAUCCACUGGAAGUCGUGGGAGGGAUCACAUACCGUCCAUUCAAGGGCCGCAAAUUCGCUGAGAUUGUCUUCUGUGCUAUAUCCUCCGACCAACAGGUCAAAGGUUAUGGCGCACAUCUCAUGUCCCAUCUCAAAGACUAUGUCAAGGCUACCUCGGAUGUGAUGCAUUUCCUGACAUACGCAGACAACUAUGCCAUCGGCUACUUCAAAAAGCAAGGCUUCACCAAGGAGAUCACCCUAGAACGGUCUUUGUGGAUGGGAUACAUCAAGGAUUACGAGGGAGGAACAAUUAUGCAAUGUUCCAUGCUUCCUCGCGUGCGAUACCUGCAGGCUGGUCGCAUGUUACUGAAGCAGAAGGAAGCGGUGCAUGCAAAGAUUCGAGCUUUUAGCAAGAGUCACGAGGUUCAUGCUCCGCCGAAAGAGUGGGCAAAUGGUGUUUGCAAGAUCGACCCAAUGUCUAUCCCUGCUAUCAAAGCUUCUGGCUGGUCAUCGGACAUGGAUGAGUUGGCAAGACAGCCUCGCCAUGGCCCCAAUUACAACCAGCUUCUUCAUUUGUUGAAUGACAUGCAGAAUCACGCAUCUGCCUGGCCAUUCCAACAUCCUGUCAAUAGGGAGGAGGUUGCUGACUACUACGAAGUCAUCAAAGAACCAAUGGAUCUCAGCACCAUGGAAGCCAAACUCGACCUGGAUAACUACCAGAUUCCUGAGGAUUUCGUUCGUGAUGCCAAGCUGAUCUUUGACAACUGCCGCAAGUACAACAAUGAGACUACUCCGUACGCGAAAUGUGCGAACAAACUGGAGAAAUACAUGUGGCAGCAGAUCAAGGCGAUUCCCGAGUGGUCGCACUUAGAGGGAUAAGCGGCCGAAAGCAACAAUUGAGAAGGAAUGUUGACUGUCAAAGGUCUUGUAAUUAUGGGAUAGGCAUGGUUGGCGCGACGGGACGCUUCGGUUCGUAGGCGUUUUUAGAUAUCCUAGGCAUGGUGUUGGAGGUGAAGUGAAAGUGGUUCAUGAGUCUGUGGAGAGCAAAUAUGAGUUUUUCGUUCAGCCCAUCGCUGACUUGAGCUUCCUGCCAAGAUGCACAAUUGCUUGGGUUCAAGCUGCAACCGUCUCGGCAAGGCUUGAUCGCCCGCUACAGAACCUUAUUGCG
Molecule: messenger RNA, 1701 nt
Organism: Mollisia scopiformis
Lineage: Eukaryota; Fungi; Ascomycota; Leotiomycetes; Helotiales; Mollisiaceae
Product: Bromodomain-containing protein
Exons: 2
Coding region: 219-1412 (397 amino acids)
Biological process (GO): chromatin remodeling; positive regulation of transcription by RNA polymerase II
Cellular component (GO): histone acetyltransferase complex
Molecular function (GO): protein binding; histone H3 acetyltransferase activity
Source: RefSeq, a predicted model, not a curated record